AUGACAACAAUUGGUGGCGUGGGCAUGGACAGAAAUGGGCCCCGAAGACGGCAUCUCUCGAUACCUGAGCCUAUACGGAUUGAGGCACCGUCCGACGACCAAAGUCCUUAUUCUAUCUCGACGCCUUCGCCUCGCUCAAGACUUCCGCCUCCGAACCCUCCUUUUGUCUUUCCUGCCCGGCAUUCGGUAUCUUCAGCACCAUCCUCGCUUUCUCGAGCAAGUGGUCAGCGUCCGAAAUCUGUCGUGGGUCUGCAGAAUGAGCAGAUGAGUACGGGCAGCCUUGGUGCAUCGAGCGCCCGCCCGCGACGUUCACCUGCAUUACCAGCUUUCAGUUUCAACCCUGGUGCCAGUCUAGCUGCCGAGGAUGCCGAUGACGACUCAUCACAAAAACCGCUUCCUCUCCCAGAGUUCAGCUUUAAUCCUGGUGCUUCCAUUGAUUCAUCAUUUGCCAUGAUGAGCCCACCGCGCUCACCUGCAUCACCACAUCUGGCUCCGAAUCGCGGCAGUCAUAGACGAGGUGGCAGCGAAUUCGUGGGUGGAAAACUCAGAGAAGGCGACACCAUCACAGUAAUGAACAAUGGCAGCCCUACUAGGUCCGAGAACGGUUUCGCGUCCCCUGCCCUGCAACCUGUUGACGCCACCGCACGAAGGGGUAGGCACCAGCAUCGUCGGUCUGCCGCUAUUUCGAGCCACGAUCUAUCUAUGAUACUGAAGCCGCCAACCAGCCCGCUUCCCUCGCGAGGUAACAGCGCUCCAACCAGUCCGGCCGACUUUGACAACAAAAUGAAGCCGCCGUUCGCUGGACCAGAAGAGAGUACGCCAACAGAGUCGCCACAACUAGUGGCCACUACAGAGCCGUCAGUGGAUGCAAUCGAAACACCCAUUGACGCCAACAAUAGCACAGAAUCAAGCCCAAGUCCGAAACCUGCACGGGCAAAGGUUGGAUUUUCGGAUACACUCGAGUACAUUCCCAGACCACUCUCCAUGGUUUCGACCGAUACCUCCAGUACGAUUACCGGCCAUCCUGGCCAUUCUGUAUCUAAUAGCAUCUCUUCCAUCAUUUCCCUCGGAAACUCAACCAUAGCGGACCGGGAGCGCCCUGGUGUCCUUUCCCCUUCGCUACCAAUGAAACAAAGUGAACACCGGCCAAGCACUGCAGGUCCUGUGCUCGAACGCACCCCUAGCCUGCUUACUUCAUUCCCAUUCGAUGACAAUCAGUCGUCACCUCGCAGACGAAACUCGAUCCCACUGCUGCCUAUCAUCACCAUGGAAGAGCCUUCGUCACCAACACCUUCAAGCCCCACAAAGAUACCGAAACGCUGGUCUUUCUUUGGACUGGAUCCUUUUGCUUCUAGCUCACCAGGAAAACAGCGACCUCUCAGUUCGAGUUCCUUUGAAAUAGGGCCGAAGACGAUUGAUGCUCGUAGCGGAGCAGAGAGCGAGAUGAAUUUUGAUGAUGAAAGUGAGGCACAUUCUCCGACCAAAAAAUCAUCGGGCAAAAAGAAGAAGAAGCAGAAGAAGGUCAAGUCUUGGGCCGGCUCUCUGUUGCCUCGCAAACCCAAGUCCCGGUCUGGAAAGGCAAAGUCCGACUCCUCACGCGCACCGACUCCGCCUCCUUCGAGCGAGCAGUUGAGUGCUGCCAUGUAUGAGGAUGGACUGGACAUUACCGGGCCGUUCACAGCACCCAUGGUCAUGGUCACUCAGCCCGCCGACUCUUCACUGCGAGUGCCCUCGCCAAAUAAGCCUCGACGAAAGUCUGAGGAUGAUGCGUCGUAUCCCAUGAUUGACCUGGACGCUGCCCUUGGCCCGUUUAACACACCCUCGGGCCGCGAUCCGGCUUGGGAUGCUGCUCAGAGAAAAGGUGCUCCACCAAAACGACAAUUACACAGCGCAGCAGGAAUGCGAGGCUUCUCGGGUCCUGGUAUGCAUUAUCAUCGCCGAGCUGAGAGCGCCCCGGAGAUGCCUCCCUUCGAAGGCAAAUUUGGCAUCCACAGGUUUGGCAGUUCUUCCACCAUGGCUGAUGUUUUUGAGGAAGAGGAAGAGGAUGAUGACGAGGACUCCGGUACGGAUACUCCAUCACAAGCAUCUACUCCAGGAGCCAGCACCACAUCUGGAGCCCAAUUCGAAGCACGAUCAACCAGUGACGGAUCCGCCACUACGCCAACUCAGGAAAUAGAUUUUGCCAGGAAGGGCUCGACAGGGUCGAUUCCGGCGGCACCGUCGAUCAAGCGAAAGGGCAGCGGAUCAAGCUUGGAAUUGCAACCCCCCGGGUCGAGAGUCCGCACUGAGGCUUCAAUCAGCUCCCUACACGAUGAGGUCAUCGCUGAGGAAUUCCCCGUGCAGCAUACUGCAGUCGACCAAGAACGAAUUUACGAACCAUAUCACGAAUCAGAUUCUGUUGCGCCAUCACCACGCAGGGUCUUUCCAGGCAAGGACCUGGCUCCAGUUGAAAUUCACCCAAUCAGCCUCCCUGGACCUAUGGCAGGCAUGAGUCCGUACUCAAUGAGCCACUCUUCUUCAUUUCCCUCGCCACGCUCGCCAAUGUCGUGCGAUGCUCAUCGUGUUUCGACUGCGCCAUCGUCUGUGACGGAGGAAACCAACUUUCAGAGUCUACUUAUGGGUGAACCAGGCCCAGAGGUUGUCCGCAUUUCUGUCGACGUUCCUUCAUUGACAGAUAGUACAUCAACGAUGACACGCGAAAGUAACUUUCCCGGAGUGCAGAGUAACUUUCCCGGUGUGAGACCACGCAAUAGGCCAUUUCACGAACAACGGCCCGCUUCAUUCACGGCGUCCGCCUUUGGGCGUCGAAGAUCCAGUCUGGCCAGUCUCAGUCGUUUGAUCAGUACAUCACAUGGCGAGCGAAGCAAGCUGAGCAUGGAGGUUCCCCUCGACGAACCUGAAAAGAAAACCAAAGUCAGCAUAGCCAAGAGGCUCAGCCGAAUGGUCAACUUCCGGAGGCCAAAGGAGUCGCCAGCAUCUUAG
This is a messenger RNA of Pestalotiopsis fici W106-1, 2982 nucleotides long. RefSeq lists its product as uncharacterized. The coding region runs from base 1 to 2982 and encodes 993 amino acids. The record is from RefSeq and is a predicted model, not a curated record. NCBI's taxonomy places the organism in Eukaryota, Fungi, Ascomycota, Sordariomycetes, Amphisphaeriales, Sporocadaceae. The transcript has a single exon.